AUGCCGAGAUCUAAGGCCAAAGCAAAGGGUCGCACUAACAAGAAGCAACCUGCAAAAAAGCCAAACUCAGAUGUGAUAAUGGUGGACGGCCCGGUGCCUGACACAGAUUCCAUCCCAGUUGCCGAAAUUGUGCUCCCAACAAAACGAGCCAUACCGGAAAACGAAGAUACAGAAACUGUACAGAAAAAACCCAAGCCCAAUCAAGACUCGGAUUCAGAAGAUGGUGAAGUUGCUCCAGAUGUUUUUGUGGUCGUCGAUUGGAAACUACUGGAGCCCGAUCUCAAAAAGUCUUAUGUGGACGAGUUUGCCAAAUGGAAAAAAGACGAAACUAAGAAAAAUCCUCCCCCAUUAAAGCCCAAACGAGCAAAGUGGCAAUUCGAUGUGAAGAAGCCUUUCAAUGAUGCCGCAAAACUUCCUGAGGGAUGGGAAUGGCAUGAGCCCGAUCUCGACAAGCUUGACAUCGAUGCUCAAAUUCAAAGAUGCAAAGAGAGGAUUGCGGAACAAAUCAUGCCGUUUUAUUUCGAGCAAAGAUUGAAAGGAUACAAGGAAGCAAAGGCUAUACGCACCGCGAUGGAAUCCUCAGAGAAAGGCACUUAUAGCCUGGAUGUUCUCCAACGCAUUGAUACACUCAAAAUCAUAGAAAAGUCGUUUGAGACCGGAGAAGACAGAUACAAGCAGCUCCCCAACAUCAAAGCUCUGCUCAAAGCUUAUCGGUCCGGUAAAUUGGACUGGCCACACAAUUGGUACGAGUUCGAGGCAAUCAAUGUAAAACACAAGGGCUGGGAAAGCUUUUGGAUGGAAGGAUACGAUGGACCCGGACCCAAACCUCAAAUGGCAGCGAAACAAAGAAUCAAUCCUGAUGGACAGGGCUUACAUGAAUAUACGGCUGGUGUUCGUCUCACCAAUCUCACAGGCUCAAGUGUCCUUCAGCCCUUGACCUUUAUGAAACAGGUUGGAGCCGUGACCAAUGAGAAUACUCCAACUGAAGGGGAACCAUGGGAUGCUGUGCUACCAACUGCCUCUCAUCCUUGGUGGGCUGACUUGGAGUUCGUGCAUGACACCGGUGCCAGCGUUCUAUUUCUCUACUAUGAUGAUCUCGAUACUUUGAUGGGCAAUUUUCGACCCCCACAGGUCAAUUAUCCCCGAUUGACCGGUGCAAGCGUUAUCUUAGAUUUUACAGCAACGACUCAUGUGAGAAAUUCUAUCAUGGUGGAAGUUUGUUUACUUGUUGGUGCCAAUAGCAACACGAGAAUGACGCAAUGGACGAGAACUGUUGCAUCGCUCCAGCCUGGGACCUAUACUCCAGGGGUCAAUUUCAGGUCAGACGAUCACUGGAUGCGGGGUAUGGUAUAUCAAGCUACCCAACCGGACCGCGAUCAAGCACUGAGACUCGCGGUGACGAAGGGCGGCUUGGAUUUGGAAGCUAAACCACAACAUGCUCCUGACCCUCGGUGGUUUUAUCCUGGUCCGGAUCCCCCUUGGCCAGUUCCAUGGCUCCAACUGCUCACGCAGCUUCCUCUAGGAACGGUGGCGGCUGCUAAGGUCCCACCUCGACCUGCGCGGGUUCGUUGA
Molecule: messenger RNA, 1572 nt
Organism: Penicillium soppii
Lineage: Eukaryota; Fungi; Ascomycota; Eurotiomycetes; Eurotiales; Aspergillaceae
Exons: 6
Coding region: 1-1572 (523 amino acids)
Source: RefSeq, a predicted model, not a curated record